AUGGUAUUUUUCUUGAGUGGAGGUGGAGGGGUGAGCUCAAUGGCUGCCAUGGAGAAGGCUGUCGUCUCCAGCCGCGUUGGGUUGAAGAGGGAAGACUGUAAGCGCACCAAACAUGACUCUGCUUUCUCUGAUUGGAAGAUUCUUGUUGGGGCGUCAGAUUGGGAAGACCAUUUACUGGGGAAGCAAGGAGAAGAAAGAUAUAGGAUUCACAACCUCCCCAAUUGUUCUUCUUGCCCAGGAGUUUAUGAGCUUGGCAUAUCUGUAUCACGCCCCCGGUCAGGGCGAGAUUUCAGCAAACUUGACCCAGAUUUCAUAAUUCCUGUUUACAUUGGUCAAGCUGACAGUGUUAGGACAAGACUCCAGCGGUAUGGCCGUGAUGGUGCUCAUUUAGGGAAUGGCUACUCAAACUGCGAGCUGAAUAAUGGCAGGAAUUGUUUCGUCCUAAAAGGGCCAGGAUUGUUUACAGAUACAUUCAAAAAAGGAUUCUCCAUCGUUUAUAGAUGGGCUCCAAUGAAAAAUAAGAGGGAAGCUGAAAAAACAGAAGCUAAGCUGCUUGACAAAUUUGAUUAUGCUUGGAACAAAGGCAGUAAUGGAGAACGACGCCACAAUGAUGUUCUCCAAAAACUUGCUCAAAUGUCUUCAAGUGAUUUCCUUUCUCGAGUUUUCAAAUUUGGCAGAUCACAGCCUAGAUUAGUUUCCGUGAGAUUUGGUGUUGAGGGCCAUGAUAGCAUUUGUGGUGUGGCUCUAGGUCAUGGAUCUAUCUGUACAAGACCACCAACUGAGGGAAGAAAAAGGUGUGCUGAGCAUAAAGGGAUGAAAGUCAAUGGUUCUAAUACAAUGUUCAUUUGUGGAGUUUCCUUGCAUGAUGGCUCUACUUGUACGAGGGAACCAGUACAGGGAAACAAAAGGUGUGAGGAGCAUAGAGGGAGAAGGAUCCAUGGAUCCGUUUGUAGAACAGUGACAGAAGAGAAAGUACAAUAUGUGCCUGGUCCAGUUUUUGAAUAUAGGCAAAAGUCCCGUGUUUCCUCGGGGAGGUCUGGUGUCAACAAGGGUUACACUACUAUAUGUGGGGUGAAUUUCGCAGAUGGGACUUUCUGCACAAGGGAACCUGUUUUAGGACGAAAGAGGUGUGAGGAACAUAAAGGGAUGAGGGUUAAGGAGCCUAAGCCGAAAUUGUUAGAAGCAGAAAUACCCAGUGUGUUUGAUGGUUCAGUUUCCCGAACUUGUAAUGACAAUAAGUACAAUAAUGCCCCUGCUCGGUCAGUCGAUAAGGAAUUUAUUCCAACUUGUGGGGCAACAACCCUUGAUGGUUCCUCAUGCAGUAGGAAACCAGGUGAAGGUAACAAACGGUGUUGGCAGCAUAAAGGAAUGAAGGCUGACACAAGUUCGGGGUAUUAUGGCUCCUCUUCUCGAUCGGCCUCAUAUAGUACUUUUAUCGAUGAGGGCUUUUCAUCAACUUGUGGGGCAACCACCCUUGACGGUUCCUCGUGCAGUAGGAAACCAGCUGAGGGUAACAAACGGUGUUGGCAGCAUAAAGGAAUGAAGGCUGACACAAGUUCGGGGUAUUAUGGCUCCUCUUCUCGAUCGGCCUCAUAUAGUACUUUUAUCUAUGAGGGUUUUUCAUCAACUUGUGGGGCACUCUGCCGUAAUGGUUCCUAUUGCCGUAGGGCACCAGCUCAAGGGAGGCGAAGGUGUUGGCAGCAUUAA
Ilex paraguariensis (yerba mate) is the source of this 1707-nucleotide messenger RNA. The record is from the annotation of a GenBank genome assembly. NCBI's taxonomy places the organism in Eukaryota, Viridiplantae, Streptophyta, Magnoliopsida, Aquifoliales, Aquifoliaceae.